AUGUCGUCCAUUCGUGUGGUCUGUAGGUUCAGACCGCAGAAUAAGAUUGAGUUGGCACAAGGUGGAUGCUCAAUCAUCGACGUUAGCGAUAAUCAAACAGUCAAUAUCAAAGGAAGUGAAUCGAAUCAUACAUUUACAUUUGAUAGGAUAUAUGAUGAACGCAACUCACAGAAGGAUGUAUAUGAUGAUGCUGCCAAGCCAGUGAUCGAGGAUAUCAUGUUGGGUUACAACGGUACCAUCUUUGUAUAUGGUCAGACAUCAUCUGGAAAGACACAUACAAUGCAGGGACCAUCAAUCGACGAUGCAGAACUAAAGGGUGUGAUACCGCGAAUGAUAAACACAGUGUUUGAGUGCAUUAACAAGGCCGAUCAGAAUGUGGAGUUCAUCGUCAAGGCAUCCUAUAUAGAGAUUUACAUGGAGAAGAUCCGUGAUCUACUCGACGUCAGGAAGGACAACCUCAGAGUGCGUGAGGAGAAGGGCAAAGGUGUCUGGGUCGAGGGCACCACCGAGGUCUACAUCUACCGCGAGGAGGACAUCCUCGAGGUCAUGCGAACAGGUCAAGCCAAUCGUGCCAUUGCAGAGACAAAGAUGAACGCCGAGUCGUCAAGAAGUCACAGCAUAUUCAUCUUGUCGAUACAACAGAAGAACUUGAAGGAGGGAUCUAAUAAGCAUGGCAAGUUGUACUUGGUGGAUCUGGCAGGCUCUGAGAAGGUGGCAAAGACAGGCGCACAGGGCUUGACAUUGGACGAAGCCAAGAUGAUCAACAAGUCAUUGUCAUCACUGGGCAAUGUGAUCAACUCCCUCACAGAUGGCAAGUCGGCACACAUACCUUACAGAGACUCAAAGCUCACAAGAGUGUUGCAAGAGUCACUUGGAGGUAACUCGCGUACUACACUCAUAAUCAACUGUUCGCCAAGUAGCUACAAUGAGGUCGAGACCGUAUCAACACUGCGCUUUGGUAAUCGUGCCAAGAACAUCAAGAACAAGGCCAAGAUCAACCAGGAGCGUAGUGCUGCCGAGCUCAAGAUCCUGCUCGCCAAGGCCGAGAAAGAGAUUGAGAGUCUAAAGGAGUACACCAAGGAGCUAGAGUCGCUGACAGGCGUGCCAUCGAAGUUUGGUAACAAUAACGAUAGCAAUACAUCAGCUGAUAUGCAACAGCUAAAGGAGAAGUGUAUAUCAUUGGAGAAGUUGUUGUUCCAGAAGGAGGAGGAGAGGAAGGAACUGUUGGACCAGAUGGACUCUAGCUUGAUCCAACUGCACGACAAGGAGCAAGAGUUGGAGGUACAGGCACACCUUUACAUAGCAAUGCAGCAUGAGACAACCAAGCUCUCAUCGAUCAGUCAGGAGAACGAAACAUUGACGUCACAGGUGACAGAGUUGAAGCUGUCAUUAGAGAAGAAGAAGUACGAGGCCAUGGAACAGUCCCUUUUAAUCGAGGAGCUGAAUGGAGAGAUCGCCAUACUCAAGAGUGACGCGCCCAAGACUGUGUCGGCAAAGGGCAGUGGUGUCACAUCGCCGAUUGGUAUUGCAGGCAAGCCUACCAUAGCCAUCGAGAUUGACCCAGCCUCAUCCUACAACAAGGAGUGGGCAGAGAAGGAGGAGCAGCUCAAGCUGCUACAACGAACCCCGUCCAAGCCCAAGCACAUGUCACUGUCCUUGUCGCCCCUGGAGGUGGAGAACAACGAGCUGAAGAACAAGCUGGUCUCACUGGAGCUCAUCAUCGAGGAGAUGAAGAUGUCCAACAACAACAACAAGGAGGAUCAUGAUCAAGAUCCCUCGGUGGCUGAUGAUGAUGAUGACGAGACAGCCAGCAGCAUGGAUGAGAAGAGCGAGGACUUGCUUCAGGCACUGGAGGAGGGACCAUCAGAGAUGAUCCUUCAGGCCGAGCAGCUGAAGAAGCUGCUGAACGAGAACAGCGACCAGAAGAACUCAUUGGACCAGGUGCGUGCAGAGAACAAGCGAUUGUUGGCCAAGCUGAGCAGCACAGAGGAGGAGAUGCGACUGAGGAUGGAGGAGGAGCUCAACAUGCUUCGCGAGCAGACCAACGAGAAGCUGCAGGAGUUCUACUCGCUCAAGGAGCAUCUGUUGCGCGACCUCGAGAACAGAUGUCAAAAGGUCAUUGACCUGGAGUUGAUGCUGGACGAAUCGCAGGACAAGAACGUGCAGUUGGUCGAGCGUCUGAAGCGCACAGGUGGCAAGUCAAGCGACCAGGAGCUAUCAUUCAUCCAGAUGAAGCUCGACGAGAUGACCUCCAAGAAGCAUCAACUAUCGAUGGACAACAACAAACUAAAGUUGGAGAUUCAGCGCAGUACCAAACAGUUGGCCUUCAAGAACGAACAUAUAUCCAACCUCGAGGUUGCCAUCAAGGAGUCGCAGGACAGGCAGAACAAAUUGAAUCAAACUUUGGAGUCUACAAAGGGGGAGCUGAUCAAGUACAAGUCAGGAAGCGAGCCUUUGGCACAACAGGACACUGCCGCGAGGAUUGUUAGACCACUGAGGGGAGGUGGAGGCGGUGCAGGAGGCGGCGCAGCAGCACCUACACAGCAUGGAUCAGAGGGAGCGACACCCAACAUUAGCGUCAGCUCCAGCUCACCAAAGUUAUCAACCAGUUCACCGCAGACACCUAAUGGUGCCUCGGCGGCCAGCACCACCACUCCCGCCGCCACCAAUGGAAAGCUGACGAGUGAGGGCAGCUCAUCAUUCCUCUUGAACCUGUUUAAGAAGAAACCAACAUCACCCACACAGUCCAGUCCUAAUCUGACGGCGACCCCAACUGCCGUGCCGAUCCCAAUCUCACUCAGCAGCAGCAGUCCACUGCCAUCUGCCAACAGCUCUCCUAGUCUUUCCUCGUCGUCCAUUUCACCACCACCACCGUCUUGA
Acytostelium subglobosum LB1 is the source of this 2880-nucleotide messenger RNA. RefSeq lists its product as hypothetical. The transcript is spliced from 5 exons. Bases 1 to 2880 code for a protein of 959 amino acids. The record is from RefSeq and is a predicted model, not a curated record. Gene Ontology annotation, molecular function: microtubule binding; microtubule motor activity; ATP binding. NCBI's taxonomy places the organism in Eukaryota, Evosea, Eumycetozoa, Acytosteliales, Acytosteliaceae. Gene Ontology annotation, biological process: microtubule-based movement.